AUGCAGUCUGGUGGCCAUGGAGGUGGUCCCGGUGGCAUCAACAAUGCCAACGGCGGCCAGCCCCAUGCCACCGAGUACACUUUGCAAGGUGUCAUGCGCUUCCUCCAGACAGAGUGGCAUCGACACGAGCGCGACCGCAAUGCCUGGGAGAUUGAGAAGCAGGAGAUGAAAGGCCGCAUAGCCAACCUCGAAGGGGCAGCACGACGUGCAGACGCUACGCAGAAGGCGCUGAAGAAGUACGUCGCCAUACUCGAGGCCAAGGUGAAGGACCAGAGCGCCCAGCUCAAAGCUGCCGCCGAGGGGGACAAGGUCGAGGGUGAGCCGCCCAAGCCCAAGAAGCUGGACAGGGAAGCUCUGAUCCAGGCCAAGUUACGUUCAACCGAGAAGAACACGGGUGUCUCGAACGACCUGGGGGUAGAUGUGGAACGGGCCGACGAUGACGAGGCACAGCGAUCAGACCUCAAGACCUUCCUUGACCAGUGCCAGGCCGAAUUCACCUACCUUAUGAUCACGCCCGCCAACCCUAUACCACCACGAGAGUCGCCGCCGCUGCCGAUGCUGGAAGAUCUUCGGGAGAGCGAGGGGUACGGCCUACCCAGCUCACAGCCGCCAAUGGACCACCAUUCUUCUGCCGCUGCUCGCCAGGGCCAGAACCAUAUAGUCUUCAGGCCUGGGCAGCCGGUCGCCAACCAUGUGCAGCCUAUGCAGGGUCAGCCUCCUCCCAGCCAACUAGCCGUCAAGCAUCCCGAGAUCCAGCAGCCGCAGCCUACCGCAGCUCCCCAGGGUAUCAUGAGAUCAGCUGAUCCGCAGCAAGGCUUUGGAAAUACUGUUCAGUGGCCUGGUCCAUCAGUCUCUUCUCGAAUGGUCGACGAUAAUCCCCAGGAAGCAAAUCACAGCGUGAACCCUCUUACUCGGACCGAAGGCGGUGCCGAGGCCCCCAAGCAGGAAGGACCUGCUGACCAUGAUGCUUGGAAUUUUAAUGAGGGUUCUUUUCCUGACCCUGCACCGCAAUCCCAACCACCCGCUGGAUCGAAUCGCCCCGACACUGAUGUUUUCCCCACGGCCGAGGUCUUGCCCAAAUCCCCAGGGCGCGGACAGUUAGUGCACCGUCGAAAGGCUUCUCUAGGGAGACGGAGAAGUUCUGACCAGGAUAUGUCUCUGAAUUCUCUGGCGCAAAAGACGGAGAGUGGCAGCUUCAAGCUCCGGUACGGCCUGCGCGGCCAUCUGAAUGCGGUACGGUCAGUCAUCUUCUCUGGAGGCGGCAGCCCUGGCGAGCCAGAGAUCUGUACGGCCAGUGACGACGGCCUGAUCAAGCGCUUCCAUAUCCCACGGGGCAGCCCACACAUGUAUAGCAAUUCCCUGUCGGAUCUAGACGUCCAGGCUGAUUUCACCCAUCGUGGACACAACGGCGCGGUGCUCUGCUUGACGUCAUGGUCGCAAUCCCCCAACUUCACGACCGGCGGCCGGGCUCUGGGCGACGGCUGGAUAUUCUCGGGCGGGCAGGACUCAACUAUUCGUGUCUGGGAGCGCGGCAGGGUCGAUCCCAAGGCAACUCUGGACGGUCAUACCGAUGCAGUCUGGACCAUCUGCGUGCUCCCCGCCACACUUGGCGCUGUGUUUGGACAGAACAGUCCAUACGGUGCUGCUGACCGCAUCCUCCUUGCCUCUGGCGCCGCUGAUGGUACUGUUCGUAUCUGGUCUGUGAGCCAACCGCCUCAGAUGACGAGCCCACAGCCGCCGCCUGCCUCGACGGGACGGAGAGCUGGUGGCUCUGGACGCGUCCGAGGCAACAGCAUGAGCUCUGGGUCCGCGUUCCCCAGCAGCCCGCAGCCGACAAUGGCCUCCAACAGCCCGUUCGACCAUACUCUGGUCCACACCAUCUCGCGCGAGAACUCCAGCGCAUCACCGACAUGCAUCUCGGCGCUCAGCGCGUCUGGAGAGUCGUUUGUUGUGAGCUACUCAGAUGCUGCUAUUAUAGUAUACGAUACCCGGACAGGAGAGGAGAUUGGCAGCAUGGCGAGCCUCGAGACGUAUGACGGUACGAUCAACACAAGCGUAAACGCAGUCGUCGCAACCACUGUGGGGCUUGACCAGAGCCAACACCAGAACAACCACGGCGCACUCGGCCUAAGCGAGGACGACUCGAGUGCAGGCGGAGCGGGCCCGACGGGCGGUAGCAGGCAGAUGGCAGGCAGCGGUGUCGAGGGUACCAUCAUUUCUGGCCACGAGGACCGCUUCGUUCGGUUCUUCGACGCCAAUAGCGGCCAAUGCACCUACAACAUGCUCGCUCACCCAGCUGCCAUUUCAUCUCUAUCCCUGUCACCCGACGGACGCGAACUUGUCUCGGCAGGUCAUGAUGCCUCGCUCCGCUUCUGGUCUCUCGAGAAGCGCAGUUGCACGCAGGAGAUCACAUCGCACCGCGUCAUGCGCGGCGAGGGGGUGUGUGCCGUGGUCUGGAGUCAAGAUGGGCGAUGGGUUGUCAGCGGUGGCGGCGACGGUGUAGUGAAGGUAUUUGCCAGAUAGGAACUGGCCGAUACGAGCAGGUCGCCUUCACCUCCAACCCCACCGAAACAUGCCGAUACGGGGCUGAAGGGUUUGAUUGCAGCUGUGGACGGACUGGGGAUUUUCCCUAGCUAGAGGAAGAGGAGUAGAUGAUCCCCAGCCACAAAGAAAUAACAACCCACAAAUCAAAAGAAAACAAGGGCAGGGGAGGGAUAAGAAAACCCAAGGGUUCCUUAGCUUUCGGGAUAGAGCACGUGUCAUGAUACCGCUGUUG
Molecule: messenger RNA, 2776 nt
Organism: Cryphonectria parasitica EP155
Lineage: Eukaryota; Fungi; Ascomycota; Sordariomycetes; Diaporthales; Cryphonectriaceae
Exons: 3
Coding region: 1-2523 (840 amino acids)
Molecular function (GO): protein binding
Source: RefSeq, a predicted model, not a curated record